Cuscuta europaea is the source of this 1088-nucleotide messenger RNA. The record is from the annotation of a GenBank genome assembly. Lineage: Eukaryota; Viridiplantae; Streptophyta; Magnoliopsida; Solanales; Convolvulaceae.
CUUUUUUAUGUUAAAAAUAAGAGUGGCAAAGCUAGGGGUGCUCCAACCCCUAAAACAUUUUGUUUUAAGUGUGUGUGCAUAUGUACUAAUACUUGAAUCGAUAAAAGUGAUUUGAAAUAUGAAGCUUUGGCUGCCUCGGUAUUAAAAUUUCCGACUGGUUCCUCCUGUAGUAAAACUGCCACGCCACUACUUAAGCACUGGGGUAAUGUUGUUGUUGUUCAAAUCCAGUGAACAACUUAGCUCUGAAUUUAUUACUUUAUUUGUUGCAGCUGGCCAGGAAAGGUUCAGAACAUUGACAAGUUCUUACUAUAGAGGUGCUCAGGCAAUCAUUCUUGUUUAUGAUGUGACAAAGAGAGGCACCUUCAUAAAUAUAUCUGAUGUAUGGGCACAAGAAAUGCAGCUUUACUCAACUAAUCAGGAUUGUAUCAAAAUGCUUGUUGGAAACAAAGUUGACAGGGAGCCUGAUAGAGUUGUCAGCAGGGAGGAAGGUAUAGCGCUUGCAAAUAAGCUUGGGAGUUUAUUUCUUGAAUGUAGUGCGAGGACACAAGAAAAUGUGGAAAAGUGCUUUGAAGAACUUGCCUUAAAGAUAACGCAGGUGCCUAGUUUUUUGGAAAAGGGAUGUGCCACAGCGAGGAACGUCUUAAAGCAGAAACAAGAAUAUCAACAGUCAACUGGCGGUGGUUGUUGCUUUUGACCAUCCUUAUCGGUAAAUGCAAUUGGCAGCCUUAGCUUCAAAAAUUAUAAGGAGCCAUCUAUGACUCCUUAAUAUGGAGUAAGGGAGUAGCCUUACCAACAUCACCUCUCACUUAAGACAUUCCUCUAUGAGAUCGAGUAGUGAAAGACUGAAAGUGAUGCCCAGUAAGUAUAUAUGAGUCUCCUAUUUGAGUGUGAUGCUACUCCCAGAAUGCCACUUUCAUAAGCUCACUGUAUAUAGGUAAAGUGUUUCGAAAUGACUGUGUGCUUCUCUCUAUAAAGCAAAACCAAAUUCAGAUUUUUUUUGUUGCAUGAUAAAGUGAUUUUGACUCAAGUGUUUGAUACUUAUUCCGUAGUAUAAAUUGAGAAUAGUACUAUCCUCCGUUCUUUAUCAA